AUGCAAGUUGUUAUUUUACAAAAUGAAACCAAAUGUUCCUUAUUACAUGAUUAUUUAAAGCAAAUUUAUUCACCAACACUCAGUAAUCAAUUAAUUCAUAGUGAAAAUUAUUUAAAAUAGGAAUUAAACGAUUUUGAAAAGUGAAAAAAAAUUUAUUCUAAUUUUAGAUUAUUGGAAGAAAGCGAGUAAUUAGAAGAAAUCAUAUUGGAACAAAAGACAGCAACACAAAAGAUUGUUAAACAACUAAAUGACAAGAUUCAAUCAGAAGAGGUUGUAUAUAGUUCUAUAAAUAGGAUAAAUUCAAAAAAGUAGAGACUUAUAAAAAAGGAAAAAAAGAUGAAUUAACUGCUAUAUAAAAAGCAUUAGACUAAACUUCCAGUGCAAUGAAAGAAUCUUGUUCAAAGGUAUUGAAGGAUCUGAAAUUAUAGAUUGAUAGUAAAGAGUUAAACAAGAUUACACAGCUUCCUUAAGGAAUGGAUUAAUUUUUUGGAAAUUUAUUUUCUAUAGUUUACAAUGAAGAUUAAAGUAAAUUUAAUUGGAUCUAAUUCAAGAAAAAAGUGUAAGAAUUAUUAUUUAAUUAAUAGUUUUGAUGAAGAUAAAGGAAGUGAUUUUUAGAGUAGAUUAGCUAACUUUUAAUUUAAAGGAGUGAGCUAAGAAAAAGAAAGUUUGUUACAGUAGAUGAAAGCUGAUCCAUAAUUCUAAAAAGUUUUUUAAGAUCCAAAAUACACUAGAGCAUUUUUAGAUAUUGCUGAUUGGGUUUUAAAACAUAAUUUAUUUAAGAUUUCUUUUGUUGUUUCAGGUUUAGAGUCCCAAAGAAAAAAGGAUCUUGUUUUUUAAGAAUUUAAUAGGAUUGACAAAGAGUUUAGUACAAGAAAAGUUGAACUUGAAAGUUAUUAAAAAACUUAUGUAAUUUUAAAUAGUGAUAUUAGCAAUUUUGGAUUUAAUAAUUAAUUUAUUAAGAGAACUAAUAAGGUUUAUUAAACAGAAUUAAACCAAAUAUUAAAUAGAUAGAUUUGGAUAUUAUGAGAAGCAAAGAAAAUUUGAAUAAGCAUAUUGAUUAAUUUCUUAAUGGAGUAAAUAAAAUAAAUGAUUUAUUUCAAACAAAUAUUUGA
Molecule: messenger RNA, 1112 nt
Organism: Paramecium sonneborni
Lineage: Eukaryota; Ciliophora; Oligohymenophorea; Peniculida; Parameciidae
Source: the annotation of a GenBank genome assembly